UAAAAAUUUAUUUGCCAUUAUAUUGAAGACCUUUUUGGAGUCCUCCCAAAUGGUGAAACAGCACAAAGAUCUUGAUAAAACCCUAGAUGAGCUAGUCAAGGAAGACAAGAAAAAGAAGGCCACUGCAAAGCACCAACAAGGCGGAUUCAAGAAUGUCAACAGGAAGAAGCAAAAGAAGAAUCAUGUUGUCAACAAGAGGAAAGAAAAAGUGGUCUAUACUAAGAAAAUUGUGUUUAAUGGCGACAGGAAGCAUAGAAGGGAGCGUAAAACCGAUCGCCAGCGAGGAAAUAGUAAUGGAGCAAGAUCCAAAAUACUUCAAGUAGGAAACCUUGACUUCAAAGUCUCUUGUGAAGACUUACAAGACAUUUUUUCAAAAUGAGGUGCAGUCCAGAGUGUGAUAAUGGAAAAAAAUGCUAAAGGGAAGUUCCUCGGAGUGGCUGAUAUUUGCUAUAGUAACCCAAAAGAGGCAGAGAAAGCCUUGAAGUAUUUCUCAAAUGCCGAGUUGGAUGGAAGAGUUCUCUGAAUUUCUUACAAACACUAAUUGAUAGUAAUUAAUAU
Moneuplotes crassus is the source of this 558-nucleotide messenger RNA. NCBI's taxonomy places the organism in Eukaryota, Ciliophora, Spirotrichea, Euplotida, Euplotidae. The record is from the annotation of a GenBank genome assembly.